CAAAGAUGACCAAGAAAAGAAGGAACAACGGUCGUGCCAAAAAGGGCUGUGGCCAUGUGCAGCCUAUUCGCUGCACCAACUGUGCCCGAUGUGUGCCCAAGGAUAAGGCCAUUAAGAAGUUCGUCAUUCGGAACAUCCUAGAGGCCGCAGCCAUCAGGGACAUUUCUGAAGCGAGUGUUUUCGACACCUAUGUGCUUCCCAAGCUGUAUGUGAAACUACAUUACUGCGUGAGUUGUGCCAUUCACAGCAAGGUAGUCAGGAAUCGCUCUCGGGAAGCCCGGAAGGACCGAACACCUCUACCCUCAUUUAGACCUGUGGGUGCUGCCCCAUGUCCUCCACCAAAGCCCAUGUAAGGAUCCAAGUCCUUAAA
Messenger RNA from Dama dama (fallow deer), 370 nucleotides. RefSeq names its product small ribosomal subunit protein eS26-like. Gene Ontology annotation, biological process: translation. Bases 6 to 353 code for a protein of 115 amino acids. The transcript has a single exon. The record is from RefSeq and is a predicted model, not a curated record. Gene Ontology annotation, cellular component: ribosome; cytosolic small ribosomal subunit. Gene Ontology annotation, molecular function: structural constituent of ribosome; mRNA binding. Lineage: Eukaryota; Metazoa; Chordata; Mammalia; Artiodactyla; Cervidae.